CGUGAUGCUGAAGAAUGUAAAUCCGUGCAGCGGCUCUGCCUCUCUCUCCGCUCGAAUGAUCAUCUCAUUCAGAGACGAUCUUUAUCAGGGGAAAAAAACAACACAAAAACAAUUUAAAAAAAAACAUGAUGUGACGACACGACUGACAGGUGUAACCGGCUCGUGCAGUUUUGCAGAUACAGGAAGUGUUUCGCUGCAAGCACAUCGCGCCCUCAAAUGACCGACUGGUCCUACGGUGAAGAUGCGCUGUGAUGUCACAGUGAUGUAGACGGUGUCACCAUGAAGGGCUCCAGCUCCAGAUGGGCCUUCUCCCUGGGCUUCCUGGUGGGGGCCUGCAGCAUCUACUUCUUCCUGCGCCAGGUGUGGUUCGAGAGGAGCUACCCGGUUCUGACGGAGGCUCAGGAAAAAGCCACGGUGGCUGGGGAGAGCCCGACCAACUGGAAGAAGGAGGGAGCUGCUCUCAUCAGCCUGCUCCAUCCUCACCAUGCAGAUGAAGACAGCCGGGUGGCAGACCUGUUGUACCAGAAGGUGCGCGUUCUCUGUUGGGUGAUGACUGGGCCGUACAACCUGCAGAGCAGAGCUCGCCAUGUCAAGGCCACCUGGAGUCGCCACUGCAACGUGGUGGUGUUCAUGAGCUCCGAGGAGGACCCAGACUUCCCCACCGUGGGCCUGGGCACGAAGGAGGGCCGCGAUCAGCUCUACUGGAAGACCAUUCGAGCCUUCCACUACGUCUACGAGCACCACGUGAACGAAGCCGACUGGUUCUUAAAAGCAGACGACGACACUUUUGUGGUGGUGGACAACCUGCGCUGGAUUCUGUCCAACCACACGCCUGAAGAGCCCGUCUACUUCGGCAGACGCUUCAAGCCUUACACCAAGCAAGGCUACAUGAGCGGGGGGGCGGGCUACGUGCUCAGCAAAGAGGCUCUCAGGAGAUUUGUGGAAGGUUUUCGAACCAAAGUUUGCACACACACCACACCCGUCGAGGACCUAGCGAUGGGACAGUGUUUGGAGAAGAUGGGCGUUCUGGCCGGGGACUCCAGAGACACUCUGCAUCGGGAAACUUUCAACCCAUUUGUGCCAGAGCACCAUCUGACUUUCAAGUUCCCUAAGAGCUUCUGGUACUGGAGCUAUUGUUACUACCCUAUUGUUGAGGGUCCGCAGUGCUGCUCUGACCUGGCAGUGUCUUUCCAUUAUGUCGAAGCGGAGCUGAUGUACACUCUGGAGUACUUCACCUACCACCUGAGAGCGUACGGCUACAGGCCACGCUACCGGCCCCCCUUAAGCCGGCAUCUGAGCCUGCGCCCUGUCGCGCACACUGCCGUGACGCCGGGAAUUAAAGGGGUUCAGGAGGUGACAGAUGGAAGGAGUCACACAACUUCAGACUCCUUUGUCAGUGGGAACCAAACUAAAGUAAAGACGGUCUCGGAGAGAGGAGGGGAAGACGAUGUGAACUCUGGCGUCACUGAGAACAGGACAGCAGCCACAUAAGACGGGCACCGCUGACUCUGUGUCUCUGCUGGGGCUCAAUGUGCCAGAAAGUUUUAUGACAGGUCUUCACUGAUUCAAUCACAGAAAAUCCCAACCAGCAUGACACUGUAAGAGUUCAGUGUAGGUGGCUUACGUUUUAAUAUAUUUGCUUGGCAUGAUUCAGGAAGAAGAAGAGGAAGCAGUAGUACUGCAGAACUACCUGAUCUGAGUCAAUGAUACAGUAGCAGAUGUAUGGAAAUAUAUAUUUUUAAUGAUUUUAGGUAAUUAUUUUUAAUUUUUUUUUAAUGAAAGGGCAAAAACUGUCAGGGUGUCACACAUUUUACGUUAUCAAAUGAGAUUCUUUUGGAUGUUACUUUUCAGAUUUUUAGUCAUUUGAAAGAUGUCUGAAAUGAACAGCAAAAUGACUUGAAA
Molecule: messenger RNA, 1902 nt
Organism: Acanthopagrus latus (yellowfin seabream)
Lineage: Eukaryota; Metazoa; Chordata; Actinopteri; Spariformes; Sparidae
Gene: c1galt1la
Product: core 1 synthase, glycoprotein-N-acetylgalactosamine 3-beta-galactosyltransferase, 1a
Exons: 4
Coding region: 280-1491 (403 amino acids)
Cellular component (GO): membrane
Molecular function (GO): N-acetylgalactosaminide beta-1,3-galactosyltransferase activity
Source: RefSeq, a predicted model, not a curated record